AUGGUUUUAACACGCAGCAUGGAUGGAGACGCUAAGCGACGAGGGAAUGUGUCGGAAGUGCCCGUUGGAACUUCAGGGGCGAAUCAAGAGGGGCUUAUGGUCAGUACCGAUACUGGCAAGGAAAAAGCUGUUAGAACCCCCCAAGAAAGUUCCUCACGUACAACAAGUGUUUCGUCUGGUACAAAUGGAAGCGAGAAUACAGCGAACACUGAAGCUACUGAGGAGAGUGAGAAGACGUCGGAUCGCACCGUAAGAGCGACAAAGACAACAUCCCGACGUUCGGUAGCUUCGAAAAGGAAAUUAUUUGAGGAAAUGAAAGCCCGACAACGUUUAACCGAGUUGAAGAUCAAGCAAAUACAAGCCGAAAAAGAAUUAGAAGAGCUUCGCCUACAGAGAUUGCAAAUGGAAACGGACGAUAGUGAGGAAGAUGAAGCCGAAGAGGAACUGUCUUCACACAGGAUUAAGACGUGGUUACAGGAAGACACCUCGGCAGUUCCACCCGCCGUGUUAGUGCAUACGUCCGCGUCGGUUCAAGCGCAGGUCUCCCAUACGACCGUUGCGCCUCGCGUUGCGCAGGUCUCCGACGUGACCGCUGCGCCUUCGGUGUCCGCGCAGGUCCCCGAUAUGACCGCUGCGCCUUCGGUGUCCGCGCAGGUCCCCGAUAUGACCGCUGCGCCUCGCGUCGCGACCGCGCCAGUAUACAGCGCCGCGCCCGUUUCCCAAGCGCACGCGUCGCGUUCCGUACCAGUCGCGUCGCAGUCGAAUCCGUAUGUGGGCGAAGAAGACCUGGAAGCCAAAGAGAAGAGGAAUUGUGCGCAAACGGGUCAAUCGCUUAUCGACGUAAACACACUCGCCGUAGCGUUGUCGCAGGCUGUGAGAGGAACGAGAGAGCCCCCGAAGUAUAUUCAAGAAUUACCACUGUUUAAUGGGAGCAGUAGAGACUGGCUGAGCUUCAAGACUGCGUAUGAAGAAUCAUUUAGAUAUUUUACGGCAACUGAAAAUGUAGCGAGAAUACGCCGCAGCCUCCGAGGAUUGGCGAGGGAAGCGGCGGGUUGCCUGCUGAUAAGUCAGUCAGACCCUGGAACAAUUGUAGAAGCUCUGGAAAGAAGAUUUGGAAGGCCAGAAGCUCUCAUACAUGUGGAAAUGGAAAAAUUGAAGGCAUUGAAUAGAGCCACGGAUAACCCGAGAGAAUUAUGUAUUUUCGCAAAUCGUAUAGCAAAUAUAGUAGGGACAAUUGAAGCCCUUAAGAAGAAACAAUAUUUAUAUAGCCCGGAAAUGGCAAGAAUAAUAACGGAAAAGUUUACACCAAUAUUAAAGAACAAGUGGUAUGAUUAUUCGUCAAGGAAAGUAGAAGAUAUUCCAGAAUUGAAGAAAUUGUCUAUGUUUCUGAAUGAAGAGGCGGACAAGUGCAGCGCCUACGCCCUGCCGGAAAAUGUUCCGGAGGAUUAUGAGGGUAGAGAGAGAAGAUUCAGAAAACCGGAACGUACUUUCAUUGUCAAUAAGAAACAAUUUGAACAGAAAUGCCCACAAUGUCAGCAGGAUCACAAGCUACCGACGUGCAAGUCUUUUUUGAGUCUGGAUGUAAACGCAAGAUGGGAAACCGUAAAGAAGAGCAGGAUAUGCUUCCAAUGUCUUUGCUCAACAAGACAUUUGAGACAGCAUUGUAAGGCAACUCUAUGUGGUAGAGACGGAUGCCGAAUGAAACAUCACAAGCUGCUGCAUCACGACAGGAAAACGCAAAAGGAUAAGGAGGAGCCAACGGCAGAAGUCAUCACAGCCGCCAAUCCGUGCGAUCGUCGUCGAGCAUACUUGAAGAUAGCGCCAAUUGUGUUAAGGGGACCUCUCACCACAAUAGAGACGUACGCCUUAUUGGAUGAGGGAAGUACGGUGACUCUUAUUGACGCGUCGGUAGCGGACAUUAUAGGGGCAGACGGACCAUCGAAGCCUAUGUGGAUACAAGGAAUUGGUUCAGAAAUGAAACAGGAAAACAGUAAAAUUAUCAAUCUACACAUCCGUGGAAAAUACGUGGAAAAUGAAUACGAACUGGAGGCCGUGAGAACGGUAGAGAGAAUGAAAUUUGCUCCAGAGACGGUCUUCGAUCAUCACCUGAGUAGUUGCAGUCAUUUGAUGGAUAUUAAGGGAGAAAUAAUGUACAGCCAUGCAUCACCGAAGGUACUGAUCGGUCAGGAUAAUUGGCAUCUCAUAGUAACAAGGGAACUGCGAUCAGGACGACGAGACCAACCAGUAGCAUCACUAACUAACCUAGGAUGGGUUCUCCAUGGAUGUCAUAGUUCGUUGUCAACCGUAGUAGCCUUUUGCGGAAGGAUUCAAGAGACGAAUAUUGAAGAGGAAAUAAGGAAUUAUUUCAAGCUUGAAUCCUUGGGCAUCGAACCGAAGAGACCGAAAGAGGAUCCCGAGCAGAGGGCGAUACAAAUUUUAGAAGAAACUAGUAACCGGCUGCCGGACGGGCGUUUUGAAACAGGGCUGUUAUGGAAAAAUAGAGACGUAGAGCUUCCGAACAAUUUUAAAGACGCAGAGAGGCGACUGCUCUCGCUACAGAGGAGAUUAGACAAAAAUGUAGAAUUGAAAAUGAAGUAUGAAGAAAGAAUAGAAAAUCUCCUCAAGGCAGGAUAUGCAGAGCGCGCUCCAAUGCCACCCCCGAAGGGGCGUACAUGGUAUCUGCCGCACUUUCCAGUGAUUAACCCGAUGAAACCGCACAAACCUCCAAGACUGGUGCAUGAUGCAGCCGCCAAGUCGGCGGGAGUAUGCCUGAACGACAUGUUAUACUCAGGACCGGACUUGUUACUCUCGCUUCCCGGCGUCAUCAUGCGCUUCCGGCAACAUGCGUAUGCGAUCACCGCCGAUAUAAAGGAGAUGUUUAUGCAGAUAAAAGUAAGAAACGAAGACAGGGACGCACUACGUUUCAUAUGGAGAGGUCAGCGGCGCAAGAACGAAACGGAGGAGUUAAGGAUGACUUCCUUAAUCUUCGGAGCGACGUCGUCACCUUGCACGGCACUCUACAUUAAAAAUAAGAACGCACAAGAAUAUUCAAAAGAAUACCCAGAGGCAGCGGCAGCUAUAAAGAACAACCAUUAUAUGGACGAUUAUUUGCAAAGUUUCGGGACCCUCGAAGAAGCGGAAAGAAUUUCAAAACAAGUAGAUUUCAUACAUAAGAAGGCAGGCUUUGUAUUAGAUGGAUGGACGUCAAAUGAACCUAAAAUUGUAGAAAAUUUAACUCAAAACUUAACAGUAAACUUAACGGAAAACUUAACUCAAAACUUAACAGAAAACUUAACGGAAAAUUUAACAGAAAAUUUAAGUAGAAUACCGGCAACCACAGUGAGCCUAGGAGGAAAGAAUACAGAGAAGGCUUUAGGAUUAUUGUGGCAUGUCCAGGAGGAUUAUAUUGGAUUUAAUACAAACAGAAUGAAGAUACCUGAAGAUGUGCUUCAGAGUAAGCGAACGCCGACGAAACGGGAGGCUUUAAGCAUAAUUAUGGCACUAUUCGACCCGCUGGGAUUGAUUUCGCCGAUUACCACUCCAGCCAAGAGGAUAUUUCAGGACACAUGGAAAUAUAGAACAGAAUGGGACGACUCUAUCCCGGUAGAGCUGGCGGGUAAAUGGAAUUAUUGGUUGAAAACUUUAACAGUGGCAGAGGGUCUUCGGGUGCCGCGGUGUUACGACAGUCAGCCGGCAGUAAAAUAUCAGAUCCACACCUUCGUCGACGCAAGCGAAGAAGCCUAUGCGGCAGCAGUAUACUGGAGAAUGACCCGGCCCGACGGCAGCGUCCAAGUAGCUCUAGCAGCGGCGAAGAGUCGCGUAACACCAUUAAAGCCUAUAUCGAUACCGAGGCUGGAGCUACAGGCUGCGGUGCUGGGAGUUCGUCUGGCGCGUACGGUAUUGAACGAACAUGAUUUUCCCGUCGACAAGAAGGUGUACUGGAGUGACUCGAGGACAGCGUUGACCUGGAUAAGGGCGGAACCCCGCGUGUAUAAGACCUUCGUCGCACAUCGCCUAGCCGAGAUAGAAGAAACCACAAAGAAGAACGACUGGAGAUGGCUGCCGUCGAAGGAGAACGUCGCGGACGAUGCCACCAGGAAUACACCGGAGGGCUUCGGCUCAAACCAUCGAUGGUUCCAGGGACCGCCGUUCCUCAGGCGAAACGAAGAAGAGUGGCCGGUAGAGCUAGUAAUAACGCAGGACGACGUCGCAGAGCGUAGAGAGAGGUGCAACGCUCUACAGAGAGAAGAAAACAGUUAUCGCGAAUGUCUUCCCGAUGUGAGGAGGUUCUCCAAAUGGAAUAGAUUGAUACGAGCCACUGCGAGAGUCCUACAAUUUAUUCGACUGUGCAAAAACCCAAAAAAUGUCGUAUCUGCCUCCUGGAAACGUACAAAAAAGAAUGAAAAAAGUGACCCGGACUGGAGAAAUACCGGGGAAAAAAUAGCGUCGCGUUCAACUGCUCGAGAAGGAAAAACGAGCAUCUGCUACAAAAUGAUCACCGCAGAAGAACUAGAAAAAGCGGAGUUGCUGUGGAUGAAUGCCAGCCAACGAGAGGCCUUUCCAGAGGAAAUUGAUGUGAUUGAGAGAGGCAGGAAUAUCAGUAAGAACAACCGCUUCGUCAACAUAAGAGUCUAUAUGGAUGAAAGAGGAACUCUACGUGUAAAAGCAAGGACGUCACAAGAUGUCGACCCACCCAUACUCGACGGAAAACAUCCCUACACUCGGCUCUACAUAGCGCACGUACACGAACAAUUGCAUCACGGAGGUGUAGAGAUGGUUGUGAACGAACUAAGACAAAGAUUGUUUAUAUUGAAGAUACGACCGUCAGUUAAAACUGUCAUCAAGAGUUGUAUGCAGUGUCGCAUUAGAAAAGCCAAGCCAGCCUCACCGUACACGGGCGACCUUCCCGCGGCUCGAGUAGCUCAUCACGCAAGACCAUUCACCUUCACAGGACUCGAUUAUUUUGGACCGAUAGAAGUAACUGUGGCGAGACAUAGAGAAAAGCGAUACGGGGCGUUAUUUACAUGUCUAACUUCAAGAGCCAUUCACAUCGAAGUCGUGAGCUCAUUAAGCGCGGAUGCGGCUAUUUCAGCGCUACGAAGAUUCCUUGCCCGGAGAGGGUUCCCCAAAGAGAUCUGGAGCGACAACGCGACCUGUUUUAAAGCGGCGAACAAGGAAUUGGCAGAGGCCGCUCAAGAGGCUCUAGAAAAUGAAGUAAAUUGUCGUCGCAUCACAUGGAAAUAUAUACCGCCGUCAGCACCCUUCAUGGGAGGUGCAUGGGAGCGCCUGGUGCGCUCCGUGAAGGAGGCGUUAUAUAACGUAUUAAAAGAAAAGUAUCCUCGGGAAGAAACAUUGUCUACUUUAUUAGUUGAAGUUGAAAAUACAGUAAAUUCACGUCCGCUAACCCAUGUCCCUGUACAUUCGACAGACGAGGCUGCCAUCACACCCAACCACAUCCUCAUCGGCCCGAACUGCCACGCGCCUGUGCCGGGCAACUUCACCAGCAGCGAUGUGUCGGCCCGGCAGCUGUGGAGGCGCGCCCAGGCCCUCGCAGAUGACUUCUGGCGCCGAUGGGUGAGGGAGUGCCUGCCCUUGCUCCGUCACCGGCGGGAGCCCUAUGGCUCCGGCGGCGUCGCCCCUCAACUGGGCGAUGUCGUAAUCAUCUGCGACUCCAACCUGCCUCGCAACACCUGGCCGCGAGGCCGGGUGACCCGCCUGUACCCGGGCGCUGACGGAGAGGUGCGCGUCGUCGACGUCACCACGAGCAACGGGCACGUCCUGCGCCGGCCUACGAAGAAACUCGUCGUGCUGCCAACGGAAUCGCGGUUCGGCGACGGCGGGAGGAUGUGCACGACAGCGUUAAACGGACCCUGCAGCCCACGGGGGUCUAAUCGCAUAAGAGGGCAUAAGCAUCGUUAG
Papilio machaon (common yellow swallowtail) is the source of this 5919-nucleotide messenger RNA. RefSeq lists its product as uncharacterized. Gene Ontology annotation, molecular function: nucleic acid binding; aspartic-type endopeptidase activity. The transcript has a single exon. Gene Ontology annotation, biological process: proteolysis; DNA integration. NCBI's taxonomy places the organism in Eukaryota, Metazoa, Arthropoda, Insecta, Lepidoptera, Papilionidae. The coding region runs from base 1 to 5919 and encodes 1972 amino acids. The record is from RefSeq and is a predicted model, not a curated record.